AUGUCUGAACUACCGCCUCUACGCAAAGACCCCUAUGCCCUAGCGUAUCGAUACAAGGAAUACAUGACCAAAUACCCUCGUCGACGCAAAGAAAGCCGCAAUCCAUACUACGACAAGCUACUUGCCAAUCUGCCAGAUCCCGCUGAAGACGCAAUGGAUAAUCGUUCGCGAGCCAUCCGAUAUGCAAAGAAGCAUUAUGAAUGUUACUACGAAAUCAGAGAUAUCCGGCGAAUCGUUGCAUGGCUGCCGCCGGUUGAGGAAGAGAGCUCGAGCUAG
Messenger RNA from Exserohilum turcica Et28A, 276 nucleotides. RefSeq lists its product as uncharacterized. The transcript has a single exon. Lineage: Eukaryota; Fungi; Ascomycota; Dothideomycetes; Pleosporales; Pleosporaceae. Bases 1 to 276 code for a protein of 91 amino acids. The record is from RefSeq and is a predicted model, not a curated record.